CCCCUACAAAUUGAAUCCAAAUUCUCUUAUUCUUGACGGAGGACCUCUAUCUUAGAAAAUGAACAAGGAAAACUACUCAGAACUUAGAAGCAACAAUGGAACCAAUCAGAAGGAAGGCAGUGAGGCAGAGUAAGAUCCUCUGCCUGGUAACUCCAUCAAUUCCCUCACACAGCAUUUCCCCGUCCAACUUCCUGAAAGCUGCCUCCACCGAUUGCCACGUCUUUUGGGUUCUCACUGCGGGACCCAUCACAAAUAUCUGGCUUCUGGUUUGGUACCAUUCCUUCUCCCUCUCUCGCCCUGUCUUAUUCCUUCCUUCCACCUUUCUUCCCAAUCUCUCUGGCCUCUGCUUUGCUUUCUUUACUAUCGAAUUCUUGCUUUCUGGGCAGCUCUUCUCUCCUUCUGCGGCUCUGUUAAGCUAAGCAGCAAAAUCUCUGGAUCCAUUUUCUUUUCUCUCUCUUCUCCGGUUUAAGAGGUUAAUCUGCCGUGGUAGUUUCAACUUUGAAGGAGGAACUAAGCUAUGAAAGUUUCGAAGGGCAGGGGAAGCAAGGACAAGAACGAAGCAAUUGUGGAGGACAGGAAGUCUGCUGGGAAGAGGAAGGCAGUGGGGAAGGUUUCAGAGAGUAGGAAUAGCAGUAGUAGUAGCAAGAGAAGAACUGGGAGUGUUAAUAACGUUGAGAAACAGGCUUCAGCCAAGGAUCCCAACAAGCCAAAGCGGCCUGCCAGUGCCUUCUUUGUAUUUCUAGAAGAGUUCAGGAAGGUUUACAAGGAAGAGAAUCCUAAUGUGAAAGCUGUCUCCGCUGUAAGCAAAACCCUAGCUAGCUACUGCUUGCUGAUUCAACUUCAUGAGGCCUUAUUCACAAGGAAAAAGGAUGUGUUUAUUUGUUUGUUUGUUCAGGAGAAAGCCCCUUAUGAAGCGAAGGCGGCCAAGAGGAAAUCGGAUUACCAGAAGCUUAUGAAUGCCUAUAACAAGAAACAGGUGGAAAGUGUGGAUGAGAAUGAAGAGGAUGAGGAUGAAGAAGAAGAGCCCGCCAAAUUGUCGAAGAAGCCUAAAGUCAAUGGCGCCAAGGAAGAUGAUGAGGCAGACUCUGAGGAGGAGGACGAAGAUGAUGAUGAUGACGACGACGAAGAUGAUGAUUGAAGUGUUGGAAUAUGUUGAAGACCAAAGCUGAGCAUAUGUGGAUUUUGGAGGAUCAUAGGCUUGGGAUUUCAAGGGAGCCUUAAUUAUGUUUUCUUAUGUCUUGACUAUGUUAGUACAUGUGUGAUUGGCUUCAAGAAGCCGGAUUAUGUGGAUAGACAUUUGAUAAAAAAGUUAUCGAAGUUACUACUUUUUACUAAAUUGUGUGGGUAAAUGUAAAAUUUGAAUCAUGAUCCAAUGUCUUUAGUUCAGCUUUAUCUUUACGUUGUUAGACUCGGGUUCAGAUUGAGUUAACAAUGUUUGAAAUUGCAUUGAGUUACGAGUCAGUUGAUAUGUGAUCAGA
This is a messenger RNA of Linum tenue, 1478 nucleotides long. Lineage: Eukaryota; Viridiplantae; Streptophyta; Magnoliopsida; Malpighiales; Linaceae. The record is from the annotation of a GenBank genome assembly.